UGUAUGAAGGUUCAGGGAGGGAGGGACGCUCGUAGAAAACCCUGACACGCUAGCUUCAUCAGAGUAGCUGCAAGGCAAUUAACGUACAGCAGCGACGCACCGAAAGAGGGUGGCCACCGAAACUAAUCAAAAGGGCCGUCCAGCACCUGAACCAUCAAUCGGGUUUAUGAGUUAAGGCGAUCAAUCAGCCUGCGGUUAACCUUCGGUGAUACGCGGAAGCGUAAUUCAACGUCAACGGGUCUUUUGACUUAUUAUCGGUGACAACAUGGCUGAAUGUAACGUUAGCAUCGACAAGAAUAAACUACCUGGAGUGAAAGAGGUGUGCCGAGACUUUGCUGUGCUGGAGGACCACUGCCUGGCCUACAACCUUCAGGAGCAAGAAAUCGAGAGCCACUUGGCGUCAAACGUCAACAAGAGCCGUCUGGUGCAGAAAGACUUGCAGGUGGCCAAGAAGCUGCAGGAGGAGGAGGAUCAGAGGGCCAAGGUCCAGACCCAGAAACAGCAUGUUGAAAUUGAGCGUCAAGACAUUGAGAUCGCCCAGGAAAUUCAGGAUCAACUGGUCCGACAGGCAGAACAACAGCGACAACAGGAAGAGAAGGAUGCGGCCAUCGCUCGUAAGCUGCAGGAGAAGGAGAUGAAAGAGGAAAAGAGGAGACAGAAGCAGCUGGAAGCAAACUUUGAGGAGGAGUACUUUGAGGAUCACGGAGCUGCACGAAGACCCCUUGACUUGGACAAACCCGCUCGUCACAAGUCCCCAGGCAGACACGAUGCCUAUGCUCCAGUGAGCUCACAUAGGGAUCACUCCCCAGAUUAUAGCUCAACAGAGCCCAAAAGGAGCAGGUACCCAAGGCAGGACCCAGCAGCACCCCACAGCCGCUCCAGAUACCCUGAGCACUACCUAGUGGCAGAAGGGGGGCGAAGCAGACAUGCAGAUCCAUAUCCAGAGCACCUGCUGCCCUCUAGAGCCAAGCAUGGGGACAGGUACCCACAUUAUGAGCCCACAGAGACUGGCAGAGCCAGGGGCCCAAGCUGGGAGGACACAGAGAGAGUGGUGAGGAGGAAGGAAAGACCAGGCAGACCACCUCCACCACAAAGCCAAGUAGAUAGAGACAAGGCUUGGGACAAAAAUCGGGAUAGGCAACAUAACCGAGACAGGGGCAGAGACCCAGAAUGGGAGAGGCAUAUUGGCAAGGAGCAGAGGAGAGACAGGGAGCAGGACCUCAGGGGGGCAAGAGCAGCAGGAAGAGACAGAGAAAGAUCCAGAGAGAGAGGACUGAGUGGGGACAGACAAAGAGAAAGAGACAGGCAGAGACAGACAGACAAAGACAGGCAACGAGUGAGAACCAGGAGCAUGGAGAGAGGACUUGACGACGAGCCUGGGCACAGCAGGGACUGGCCGAGGGAGGGCAGGGCUUCUUGGGAGGAGGAAGGGGAUGAUGGUGAGAGGGAGAGAAGGGCUGGGGGCCGUCAGCGCGUCCACUCCGGCCCUGACGAGGUGUUUGAUGAGCUGGAAGAGCAGGGUGAGGGUCCUGGCAGGGAACGCAGUCAUUCUCACCCCAGCGAAGAUACAGGUCGUAUCGUGCACCGAGUGAGUGGGGCAGUGGUAGCAGAAACGGAGUACGGAGUGAGCGAGGCCACCAAAGGGCUGACAAAGCUUGAUAUCCGUGAGCAGGAACUGAAGGACAUGGAGGUGGCCAGAAAACUGCAAGAGGAGGAAAUCAAGGCCAGCAAGAUGCAUGUGCGUGCAGCUCAAGUGGCACAGGAUGAGGAAAUCGCCCGACUGAUAAUGGAACAAGAGAAGAAGGAGUACAAGAGGAAUCGAGAGCGGGAGCAUGACAGAGAGCGGGAGAAAGACAAGGAGCGGGAGAGGGACAGGGAGAGGUUGGCCAUGGAGAGGAUGGCAAUGGAAAGGAGGCGGGCAGAGGGAGACUACAGGCCAAACUCAGAGGAAGUAGUGCGGCCCCGAACACGAGACGAGUAUGAAUACCAGAGGCAGAGGAACCACAAGCCUGCUAGGCCUCCUCAGCCUCGUGCACCAAACUAUGAGAAUGUGAACUCUGGUGGCUACGGCUACAUGGACCACGCUGUUCCGCCUCGCGCUCCCACUAGACCUGAGGCUGCUUACAAAGGUGCCUAUUACAAGCGGUGACUCAGGCUCUCCACCAUGUCCAGACAUGUUGUCAAUCCUCCUUCGUCCCCCCUUUUUUUUCUUAUUUAUCUUUUUAUUUUUAACCAUUCACACUCUGUUGACCAAAAGCCUUGGGACAAUCUAAUGAGUUGGCAAUGGGAUU
Molecule: messenger RNA, 2291 nt
Organism: Epinephelus lanceolatus (giant grouper)
Lineage: Eukaryota; Metazoa; Chordata; Actinopteri; Perciformes; Serranidae
Gene: ccdc50a
Product: coiled-coil domain containing 50a
Cellular component (GO): cytoplasm
Molecular function (GO): ubiquitin protein ligase binding
Source: RefSeq, a predicted model, not a curated record